Anguilla rostrata (American eel) is the source of this 2391-nucleotide messenger RNA. Its product is annotated as extended synaptotagmin-2-B-like. Gene Ontology annotation, biological process: lipid transport. Gene Ontology annotation, molecular function: phosphatidylcholine binding; calcium-dependent phospholipid binding; phosphatidylethanolamine binding. The record is from RefSeq and is a predicted model, not a curated record. Gene Ontology annotation, cellular component: extrinsic component of cytoplasmic side of plasma membrane; endoplasmic reticulum membrane. The transcript is spliced from 22 exons. The coding region runs from base 214 to 2391 and encodes 725 amino acids. Lineage: Eukaryota; Metazoa; Chordata; Actinopteri; Anguilliformes; Anguillidae.
GAGAGAGAGGGAAAGAGAGAGAAGGGGGUUGAACCAUGAACCCACAGAGUACGCGUGUUGGCGAAAUCAACACAGUUUUCAAUCAGGAUAUGCUGAGGAGGACGAUACGUCAGCAGCUGGGCUAGAGCCGUCCGGAGGACGCCACGCAGUGAACUGACCGAAGCCUGGUAAAUUCUGAAGGGAUUAACGUCGCAUACGGAAACGAAGUGCAAAAUGAGUGGCGAGGCGACGGGUGCGCCGCUUGGACCAGACCCGCGCAAGGCGGAUUCCACGGGACUUACGAAGGAAAACGGACAAAAUGUCACGAGCGCUGCCGCCAAACCGAAAACGGCAGUCCAAGCCCCGACGGACCUCGGCGACGAGCCGGACUCAUCCCUUACCGAUGCCACGCGGAUGUGGAUAAAAUUUGCCAAGACGUUCGCCUUCCUUUUCCCCAUCUACGUGCUGGGAUAUUUCGAGUUCAGCUUCAGUUGGAUUUUAAUCGGGCUCGCGGCGUUUUUCUGGUGGAAAAGAAACAGAGGGGGUAAAGAGGACAGGAUAACCAGAGCGUUUGCAUUUUUGGACGAAGAAGAGAGGACCAUGAGCCAAAGUGUAACCACUUCUGAUCUUCCCCCAUGGGUGCACUUCCCAGAUGUGGAGAGGGUGGAAUGGCUGAACAAGACGGUGAAGCAGAUGUGGCCCUACAUCUGCCAGUUUGUGGAGAAGCUGUUCCGGGACACCAUCGAGCCGGCAGUGAAGGGGGCCAACCCCCACCUGAGCACCUUCUGCUUCAGCAAGAUCGACAUGGGGGACAAGCCCCUGAGGGUGAACGGGGUGAAAGUCUACACUGAGAACGUGGACAAGCGCCAGAUCGUAAUGGAUCUGCAGAUCAGCUUUGUUGGGAAUACCGAAAUUGAUUGCGACAUCAAGAGAUACUACUGCAGAGCUGGGAUAAAGAGCAUCCAGCUUCAUGGAGUGCUGAGAGUGAUCAUGGACCCCCUGCUUGGAGACAUGCCUCUGAUUGGAGCCGUCUCCGUCUUCUUCCUGAAGAAGCCUCUGCUGGACAUUAACUGGACCGGGCUCACCAACAUGCUGGACAUUCCUGGGCUAAAUGGCCUGUGUGACAACCUGAUCCAGGACAUCAUCUACGGCUACCUGGUUCUGCCCAACCGGAUCACCAUUCCCCUCGUGGGCGAAGCCAGGAUGGCUCAGCUGCGCUUCCCCAUUCCAAAGGGGAUCCUUAGGGUCCACUUCCUGGAGGCCCAGGCCCUGGAGGGGAAGGACAAGUUCCUGGGCGGGAUGAUCAAGGGGAAGUCGGACCCCUACGGCGUCCUCCAGAUCGGCAACCAGCUGUUCCAGACCAAGACCAUCAAGGACAACCUCAAUCCCAAGUGGAACGAGGUGUACGAGGCCAUGGUGUACGAGCACUCCGGCCAGCACCUGGAAAUCGAGCUGUUUGACGAGGACCCCGACAAAGACGACUUUCUGGGGAGCUUAAUGAUUGACUUGAGCGAGCUUCACAAGGAACAGAAAGUUGAUGAGUGGUUCGUCCUGGAGGAGGUUACCACCGGCAAACUGCACCUGAAACUGGAGUGGCUGUCUCUGCACGCCACGCCCGAGAAGCUCGAUCAGGCCUUGAUGAGCAUUAAGGCUGCAAAAGGCCAGGCAAACGACGGCCUGUCCUCGGCGGUGCUGGUUGUGUACCUGGACUCCGCCCGAAAUCUGCCGCGAAACCCAUUAGAAUUUAACCAUGAGGGGCUGAAGAAAAGCUCCUUGAAUAAGGCGCUGAAGUCGGGGAAGAAGGUGAGCAGCGACCCGAGUCCCUUCGUGCAGUUCACCGUCGGACACAAAGUCUUCCAGAGCAAGACCCGCUAUAAGACCAACGAACCGGUCUGGGAGGAAGCCUUCACCUUCCUCAUCCACAACCCGCAGGGCCAGGAGCUGGAGGUGGAGGUGAAGGAUGAGAAGCACGAGUGCUCUUUGGAGGGGACCACGGUGGUCGCCCCGUUCCACCCGUGCAGUGAUGUCUCCUCCCUCCUCGUGCAGUGUAAGGCCACGCUACCUCGUGCAGACCCCACGCCAGGCCCCGUAACUCUCUCCUCAGGCCGCGAUCUCCUGCUGAACCUGAUCUCCUUCACGGACAGCGGGUCGGACCCCUACGUGCGCCUCUAUCUCCUGCCAGACAAGCGCAGGUCAGGCCGCCGGAAAACCCACACGCUGAAGAAGAACCUGAACCCCGUCUACGACCAGACGUUCGAGUUCAGCGUGUCGAUUGUUGAGCUGCACAGACGGACGCUGGACGUGGCGGUAAAGAAUGGCGGCGGCCUGCUGUCCAAACACAAGGGGCUUCUGGGAAAGGUGCUGGUGGAUUUGGCGUAUGAAGAUAUUUCCAAGGGCUGGACGCAGUGGUAA